ACCCAAACCUAAUCGACUUACGCUUCGUUUGACAUUAAUCGAACACAACAACGCGCUAAAAUCCGUGAAUAUCUUGAAUUAAUUCUUUAUUUUAACUUAAAAUACGUGAACUGAGUGCAAAAUGAGUGGCCCCAACGGCAUGUUGUACGGUGGAGACGAGAUCGGCGCUUUAGUGUUCGACCCAGGGCACCACAGCCUGCGAGUGGGUUAUGCUCAAGAAGAUACUCCGAAAGCCGAUAUCCCUGCUGUGGUUGGUGUAGGACCGGCUACUCAUAUCCCAGAGAGCGAGGAGAAAGUCCCUGAUGGCAAUGUUACACAGAGCGGAACUAAAGCCGGCGGGGAGCUCCGCCACUACAUUGACGUCACGGAGCUCCACGUGCCCCGCCCGGGCAUGGAGGUGCAGACAUACAUGAAGGACGGACAGGUCGACAACUGGGAUCUUUUUGAGAAGAUGCUCGACUAUUGCUAUGCUAAGGUUAUUCGCUCCCCAUCCGAACACCACCCGGCCCUGUUUACCGAAGCAGUGUGGACCACCAGACCGGCUCGUGAGAAGCUGGCAGAGCUGCUCUUCGAGAAGUAUCAGGCGCCAGCUUUCUUCCUAGUGAAAAACGCUGUGCUCUGCGCGUUCGCUAACGGAAAGUCCACAGCGCUGGUGGUCGAUGCUGGCGCUAGUCAGACCUCCGCUGUGCCGGUUGUAGAUGGCUACGCCCUAGUAAAUGCCGCCGUCCGGUCGCCUAUAGGUGGCGACCACCUCGCGGCCCAAGCCAAGCAUCUGCUCAGCACCAUGCAUAUACAAAUGCUGCCAGUAUACAGCAUACAGAGUAAGGAAGUGAUCAGAGAGCGCGAGCGGGCCAGAUAUACCUUGAAGACCCUACCAGCCGGUUUGACACACUCCUGGCAGCAGUAUAUGCUCAAGCGGCAGUACGAAGACUUCUGUCACUGCAUCGCACAGGUGUCAGAGUCGGCUUACGAUGAGCGGGUAGCCAGUACGAUCCCGGGCGUGCACUACGAGUUCCCCGGAGGCUACCACCAGGACUUCGGCGUCGAGAGAUUCAAGAUGGCCGAGUGCCUGUUCGAGCAGAGUCUGGGGGCGCCACAUUUAGCUUGCGCGGCGGCGGCGGCGUGCGACGCGGACGCGCGGCCCGCGCUGUGGGGCGCCGUGGUGGCGUGCGGCGGCGGCGCCAACGCGCCCGGCUGGCUCGAGCGCCUCGCCAAGGAGUUGGCUGCGCGCGCGCCGUCCGCGCACCGGCUCAAGUCGCACGCCGCGCCCUCGCCCACCGAGCGACGCUUCGCCGCAUGGAUCGGCGGGUCCAUCCUAGCGUCCAUCGGGUCAUUCCAACAGAUGUGGAUAUCAUCUCAAGAGUACGACGAAGGCGGAAAAGGGCAACUCGAGAGGAAAUGCCCUUAGGAACCCAGCUACAG
Molecule: messenger RNA, 1422 nt
Organism: Cydia amplana
Lineage: Eukaryota; Metazoa; Arthropoda; Insecta; Lepidoptera; Tortricidae
Gene: Bap55
Product: actin-like protein 6A
Exons: 9
Coding region: 122-1408 (428 amino acids)
Biological process (GO): chromatin remodeling; regulation of transcription by RNA polymerase II; nervous system development
Cellular component (GO): SWI/SNF complex; NuA4 histone acetyltransferase complex
Molecular function (GO): chromatin binding
Source: RefSeq, a predicted model, not a curated record